Messenger RNA from Cannabis sativa, 2829 nucleotides. Its product is annotated as VIN3-like protein 2. Lineage: Eukaryota; Viridiplantae; Streptophyta; Magnoliopsida; Rosales; Cannabaceae. Gene Ontology annotation, biological process: vernalization response; epigenetic regulation of gene expression. The coding region runs from base 348 to 2567 and encodes 739 amino acids. The transcript is spliced from 5 exons. The record is from RefSeq and is a predicted model, not a curated record. Gene Ontology annotation, molecular function: protein binding.
GUAAGCCACUGUUGGAGUAGUAUAUAUAUUUAUAUAUAUAUAUAUAUAUAUCUGUGUAUACUUUUCAAUUUCUCUCUCUAAAAUACUUCUCUGUCUAAUCUUUUUCCAAGGGGAAGAAGGAAGAAGAGUACUUGCUCCCUCCCCCUCGAAUCUCCUUCCUCAUCCGCUUUGGUUAAAUCCCACUAAGGAGAGAGAGAUAGAGAAAGAGAGAGAACCCAGAAGAAACAAGGCAUGGAUUCGUUUCUAGUGGAAGAAUUUCAACUCUCUUUUCUUGGUUCACAAAACUUGGGUUGUUGAUGCUAAUGUGGUGAGCUGAUUGGUUCCCUUCUAUUUUUUUUCCUAUAAUUAUGGCCACCGAUUCUUCUUCUGAGGGAAUUUCACUUGAUCCAUCAAAAGGCGGUAAGAUGAGUAUGGAGAAAAAGAGAGAACUUGUUUAUGAAAUAUCGAAUUGGUCAGAAGGCGCGUCUGAGCUGCUACAAUCAUGGAGUCGUCAGGAAAUUUUACAGAUCCUUUGUGUUGAGAUGGGAAAAGAAAGAAAGUAUACUGGUUUAACAAAGUUAAAGAUUAUCGAGCAUCUUCUGAAAAUUGUAUCUGAAAAGAAAUCGGGAGGGAGUGAGGGUGUCACAACAGACCUUGAUUCACAGGCUUCUCCUAUGUCUGGUCAACGAGCUGCUAAAAGACAGAGGAAAACUGAGCAACCUUCUCGGCUAGCUACUGCGGCUGCUAGUGUAUCGACCCACAAUGGCAUCAUUGAUUUGACUAGCAAUGUAAUAUAUUGCAAAAACUCUGCUUGUAGAGCUACUUUAAAUCGAGAAGGUGCCUUUUGCAAGAGGUGUUCGUGUUGCAUAUGUAAUAAGUAUGACGAUAACAAAGAUCCUAGCUUGUGGUUAAUGUGCAGCUCAGAGCCUCCAUUCCAAAGUGAUUCAUGCGGCAUGUCAUGCCAUCUUGAGUGUGCUUUGACACACGAAAAAUCUGGCAUUGGUAUUAAGGCGAAAGUUGGGAAACAUGAUGGUAGCUUUUGUUGCGUUUCUUGCGGGAAAGAGAAUGAUUUACUCGGGUGUUGGAGAAAACAAAUGGUGGUGGCAAGGGAAACCAGACGAGUGGACAUUUUGUGGUAUCGUAUCUCCUUAAGCGAAAAACUUCUCAAAGGAACUGAAAAAUAUCAAAAGCUUUAUGAGCUUGUUGAUGAAGCUUCAAAGAAACUUCAAGCUGAAGUUGGUCCACUCGAUGGUUUGCCCGUCAAAAUGGGUAGGGGUAUUGUCAACAGGCUUUCUUCUGGACCCGAGGUUCAGAAACUUUGUUCUUCUGCUGUGGAGUUGCUGGAUUCAAUGAAUUCUAAUGUAACCUCAGAUCCAUUGCCCAAUCCCAUUAAACAAGAUAAGAAACCGAUUGGGCCAAACAUGAUCAAAUUUGAAGACACUCGGGCAACCUCGCUCACCAUUUUUUUACAAUCUCAAAAUAUUUUAUCAGAUGAUAACGUACUCUACUCCUUGUGGCAUUGUAAGGUUGAUGAUAUCAACUAUCCUAAAGAACCGACAUGCAAACUGUUAGCGCCAAAUGCAAGAUUUGUUGUUAGAGAUCUUACUCCUGCCACAGAGUAUUGUUUCAAAGUUGUUUCACAUGAUGGUACCAAGGAGUUGGGCACCAGCAUAGUUCGAUUCUCAACAAGCAAUGCAGAUGAACUUCCAAAUUGCCAUGUCCCGGAAAGAAGUCAAAGCCCAGCAACUAACUGUAGCAGCCUCUCUAAUCCUUCAUCAGUAGAAGAUGAAACUAAUAACGUUGCACUAUCUAGCGAGCAGGCUGAUACCCGUCAAGAGAAUUAUCUUAGUUAUUGCAAGGAUAAUGAAAAGGUUGCUUCUGGUAGUUUGUCUAAUGGUACUAUUACGUUCAACAGCACAGGUGAAGGAGAAAACAAGGGAAAUCAAGUAUCUUUGUUAGAUGGGAACUGUUCAAUUCGGUUGGUUGGCUCCAUAUCCAAUUCUGAUGUUGUAGAACCUGAUAACAAACCCUCAUCUGAUGGUCAUAUUGUUGAGGACAUUAGCACUGAUAAUGGGUCGAACUCUCCAGUUCGAACUGGAAUGGAGUGCGUGCCAUUUGCUGGUAGCUCAGAUGCUGGCUUGCCCAUUACACCUUGUAAGAUAGAAAUACUAAAGGAGGGGCUAGGAAGAAAUGUGAGAUCCAAAUCAAGCAGCAAGGAUUUAGAAAAUGCAGCAGGGAAAGGAGAACCCCAAGAUGGUAGCACAUCAAAGAAGAGAAAUGCAGAAAGGCCUGACGAGGAAUGUGCAGGAAACGGCCUUUCAGAUAGGGAUUUUGAGUAUUAUGUGAAGGUGAUUAGAUGGUUAGAAUGUGAGGGUCAUAUAGAGAAGAACUUCAGGCAGAAAUUCCUAACUUGGUAUAGCUUGAGAGCAAGCUCACAGGAGCUAAGGAUUGUUAAGGUGUUUAUCGACACAUUCAUAGAAGAACCAGCAUCACUUGCUGAGCAACUUGUUGACACCUUUACAGAAUGCAUUUCGAGCAAGAGAUCCUCUGUUGUUCCCUCUGGAUUCUGCAUGAAGCUUUGGCAUUAAUCAUCAUCAUCUUUAUCCUUUAGUUGGAUCGAGUUUUGAGUGCAAACGCACUCCUCGUUUGUUCAGCAGUAAUUCUUUAGUUCAUCUUUACCUAACAUGCUUCAUUUGAACUAUCUCAUCAUUUAUAUAUAUUUGUCAUCAUCACCAUUUUCCCCAUUCUUAUUAUCUAAGAAUGUUUAGAUAUCAUUUAUUAUGAUAAUUUGUUUCAUUCAGUUUGUCUCAACUCAUAUCCAUUAUGGCAAAUUGACUUUGCUUACUACUA